Molecule: messenger RNA, 1822 nt
Organism: Paralichthys olivaceus (Japanese flounder)
Lineage: Eukaryota; Metazoa; Chordata; Actinopteri; Pleuronectiformes; Paralichthyidae
Source: RefSeq, a predicted model, not a curated record
AUGGGUUCUGAGUUGUGUUCCUACGAGUUAGCUGCUCAUAAAUAUCCUGGUCUACCUGAGAGGUUCUCUAAAUGUCCCAAACUUCCUGUUCCACCCAGUAAGCCUUUGCCAGUGUUUAACCGCUGCACUCCGGUGGAUAUUUCCUGUUAUACGAAGUUUGCAGAGGCCGUGGUGACGUUUGUGGGCGAUAACAGUUUUCUGCACCGACUGAUCGCUGGCGUUGCUGCUAGUAAAGAGAUCAUCGUGGGACUGUGCGUGCUAGCACUGGUCCUCUCCAUGAUCCUCAUGGUGAUCAUCAGGUACAUCUCCGCUGUCCUCGUCUGGAUCCUCACCUCUCUGGUUGUCCUUGGAUCACUCGCGGGAACCAGCGUCCUCUGGUGGCUCUACAUCGACCACCGGCUGUACGGAAACGACACCUCCACUAAAGUGGUGAAGGAGGCGAAAGAAGAGGUGGAUAUCACCAGAGACAGCGGACAGGCUCUGCUUGUCUAUGCUGUUGCUGCCACCAUCUUCACCAUCAUCCUGCUGCUGCUGAUGCUCUUCAUGAGGAAACGAGUGGCGCUGACUAUCGCUCUGUUCCACGUGGCAGGAAAAGUCUUCAUCCACCUCCCCCUCCUCACCCUGCAGCCCUUCGUCACCUUCCUCACUCUCCUGCUCUUCUGGAUCUACUGGAUCCUGGUCCUGCUUUUCCUGGGAACCACUGGAAACCCGGUCCAGAAUGAGGAGACAGGUUUGACAGAGUUCAGACUGACAGGUCAUCUUCAGUACCUCACCUGGUACCACGCCGUGGGUCUGGUCUGGAUCAGUGAGUUCAUCCUGGCCUGUCAGCAGAUGACUGUGGCUGGAGCUGUGGUCACGUACUACUUCACCAGGGACAAGAACCGUCUCCCAGUGACUCCGAUCCUGUCGUCAGUCCUGAGGCUGGUCAGGUACCACUUGGGCACCGUCGCUAAAGGAUCCUUCAUCAUCACGCUGGUCAAGAUCCCUCGACUCAUCCUCAUGUACAUCCACAACCAGCUGAAAGGAAAGGAGAACGCCUGCGCUCGCUGUCUGCUGAAGACGUGUAUCUGCUGUCUGUGGUGUUUGGAGAAGUGCCUCAACUAUCUCAAUCAGAAUGCAUAUGCAGCCACAGCCAUCAACAGCACCAGUUUCUGCACAUCUGCACGCGACGCCUUCGUGAUCCUGGUGGAAAACGCUCUGCGUGUCGCCACAAUCAACGCAGUAGGAGACUUUGUGCUCUUCCUGGGGAAGGUCCUGAUUGUGACAUCGACAGCAUUCGCCGGCGUCCUCCUCCUCAACUACCAGAGGGAUUACGCCGAGUGGCUUUUGCCACUCAUCAUCGUGUGUCUCUUCUCCUUCCUGGUGGCGCACUGCUUCCUGUCCAUCUUUGAGAUCGUGGUAGACGUCCUAUUCCUCUGCUUCGCCAUCGACACUAAGUACAACGAUGGAACUCCGGGAAAAGAGUUCUUCAUGGACAAAGCUCUGAUGGAGUUCGUAGAGAGCAGCCGGAGGUUGGAGCGGGCGGUGGAGCGUGGGCGGAGCCGUGUGAAGGAAGCGGUGUCUGAGGGGGCAGAGAUGAAGCCCAUGGCUCCGGGGACGAGUUCAGCUUGACCAAAAUCAGAGGGACUUAAAACGAGAGACAUUCCAGAUGUUUAUUUUUCCAGGUGUAACAUGUUUACUAUGGUUUCACUCCAGGGAAAACAAUAUUUUAAUAAGAAACGUAACGAUGACGCACUUUAUACUGAAGCGCUGCAGAUUUUAAACCUGCUGAUGCAUUUUUUCGUAGUGAUGUCGUUUUUUAUAAACUCACCCUGAACUCAUU